This is a messenger RNA of Achroia grisella, 1211 nucleotides long. Its product is annotated as glutamine synthetase 2 cytoplasmic-like. Gene Ontology annotation, molecular function: glutamine synthetase activity. The record is from RefSeq and is a predicted model, not a curated record. Lineage: Eukaryota; Metazoa; Arthropoda; Insecta; Lepidoptera; Pyralidae. The transcript is spliced from 8 exons. Gene Ontology annotation, cellular component: cytoplasm. The coding region runs from base 96 to 1184 and encodes 362 amino acids.
AAUCACUGUUAUUAGUAAACAUGGCCUGGAUAACGUUUUUGUAAAUUAAAAGUGAUUUAAUACAAUCAAUACAUCAUACAAAAGAAGGCAUAACAAUGAAUUCCACUCCGGUUGCUUUGAACAAGGCUUCCAUGCGCAAAUAUGAAGAUUUAGAAGUACCAUGUGAAGCGGUGCUUGCAAGCUAUGUGUGGGUAGAUGGAAGCGGUAUCCAUCUACGCUCCAAGGAUCGCACAUUCGAUUUUAUACCUAAAUCCCAUAAAGAUCUGCCCAUUUGGUACUUUGAUGGUAGCAACACGUCUCAGUCCAAUCCAGAGAACUCAGACACGUUUAUCUUCCCUCAAGUGAUUUACCACGAUCCAUUCCGACGUGGAAACCAUAUUCUAGUUUUGGCUGACACCUACCAACACAACUACCAACCUACAACCACGAAUUAUCGUAAGAAUUGUGUCAUGUUGUGUGAAAAAGCUGAAGUAGAAGAGCCGUGGUUUGGUUUCAAUCAAGAGUUUUUUCUUACCACUACUGACGGCCGACCACUUGGGUGGCCACCUGGUGGGUUCCCCGCACCGCCUGGUCCAUACUAUUGUGCUAUAGGGGCUAAUAAAAUCGUAGCCAGAGACUUAAUGGAGGCUUUUUACAGAUGUUGUCUUUAUGCAGGCGUUCAAUUAAAUGGAAUUAAUCCGGGAAGUACUCCAUCACAAUGGAACUUUCAGGUAGGACCCAGUCCUGCUAUUCGAUCAGGCGACGACCUGUGGAUGUCUCGUUACAUUUUAGCCCGUUUGGCUGAAGAAUAUGGUACUGUGGUAACGUUUGAGCCUCAACCAGUGCUAGAUUGGCCGGGAAGCGGCACAUUUGUGUAUUUUUCUUCAAAGGACAUGAGAGAGGAUGACGGUAUACUGGUGAUUGAACGAGCUAUAGACAAAUUGGCUCGACGUCAUGGUGCUCACAUCAACGAGUAUGACGCUAACAAUGGAGCUGACAAUGCCCGCCGUCUCACGGGAAAAAAUGGGAUGCCUCAUAUUAGGGAUUUUACUGCGGGUGUAGCGAACAGAAGUUGCAGUGUUAGGAUUCCUCGACAGGUGUCAGAAGACAAACGAGGGUACCUGGAAGACAGGCGGCCGGCAUCGAACGCAGACCCCUAUCGAGUUAUAUCCAUCAUGUUGAGAACGUGUAUAUUUGAUGAAUAGUAUAAAUUUGUUGUAUAAUUAAUUUGU